GGACUAGAGAUCGUUACGGUGUGUAUCUGGACUGGGAUGAAAUAACAUCUUUCGCAAUGGCCAAUAUUAAAAUCUGGAUUCUUCUGUGUAUGUUUUUAGCAUUCGUUGCUGUGAACCAGGCACAGUUGACAGGGUUGGCCAACUUAGUGGCUGGUCCCAAGGGCAGAAUGUUAAAAAUGCUGGCGUACAGAUCCCCAGCCCUACAGAGAGGCCUGGCUACCCUACAAGAUAUGAAAAUUGCUAAGAGACUGGGCUGCCACAGAUCGCUGGAUAACGAAUCACCAUUACGAGCUAUCCUGCCCAUGGGCUGUACCACCCAGAAAGAUAUUUGUCCAUACACUAGACCCAUGACUAAAUGUUUACAAGUGGGAAUUAUCGGAAUGUGCUGCCCAUAUUAUGUUAGCUCCAAUUCCAUCAAAUCGGCAAAGAUGUACGCAAAAUGGAGUAAAUUCUCCGAAAUAAUGGCCUAAAGACAUGAAUAACACUUUAAAUCGGAAGUGAACGACUAUAGAAUUUGUUUUCAAACUCCCAGGCGUAGGAGCCGAUAAGAAUAUCUUCUCUUUGAUAAAUUGAUAUGUGCUAAUGUUUUGUUAAAGGGGCCCUUACAUCAGAGCGAUCACCAGUUGUGUAUGGUUGCGAAUAAGAAUAACGGACAUAAGUUUCGAACACAACUCUCAUACAACUGAGUUUUGAGUUGCGUUCGAUUCUCACGAUCACUUGCUUUGUUCGCCACCAUACGCAACUGGGAAUCGCUAAGGUAUGAGGGCACCUUUAAAUAGUGCGUUGUAUCAUAAGUUCGAAAUAUAAAUGAAAGAAAAGCAAAGCAUGAUCCUAACAAGAAGAAUCUGGGUUUAUGCCCCAAUCGUAGAUUCGGCUCAUCAUAAAUAUACAAACGGAAGUGACGCCUGGGGGCAAUGGGAUUUAUUCUAUUUAUAAGUAUAUAAAGAUAUUUUUGGUGACAUGAUACUUGAUGGAUUAUAGUCGAUUGUCGAUUUUCAAGUUUUGUGUCUUCGCCAAAGGUCAACCAUUGACUCUAAAAAAAGGUAGCUGGUAAAACGGGCACCUGUCUAGUGAGAGGGCCAAUAUGUCAAUAUAUCAUUCAUUAUUGGUGGUGAUAUUAGGGUUUUUAUUAUUGAUUUGAAUCAUUUAUCAUUGUACAUCAUCAUCAUCAUUCAUCAUACAUCCUGGAUAAUCAAAUAAAACACAAUUUGUAGAAA
Lottia gigantea (owl limpet) is the source of this 1217-nucleotide messenger RNA. RefSeq lists its product as hypothetical. Bases 57 to 470 code for a protein of 137 amino acids. NCBI's taxonomy places the organism in Eukaryota, Metazoa, Mollusca, Gastropoda, Lottiidae. The record is from RefSeq and is a predicted model, not a curated record. The transcript is spliced from 3 exons.